AUGAAAUCAGAUUUAAAACUUCCAUAAUUAGAUCGUCAACCUCUGAAACUUAAUCCAAGUUAUAAGAUGAAAUUUUAAAAUCCAUUGCGAAUUCAAUUCAUGAGGUUUCUAGACAAAAGUGAUUUGAGAGAGAGUGAAACAUUUUAUAUGAAAAAUUAUGCUAAAGAGUAUAAAAUACCAAUCCUUUGCACUUAUCGAGCGUACUUAUGGUGAUGAAUUUAAGUCCUUUGGCAAAACAUGUGGAAGAGAAGAAAUAAAUAAAAUACAAGAGACCAAAUUACAAAUACUUUAAAGAAGAGGAUUCUGAUUUAGAAGGUGAUUAAGUAUAAAAGAUUUUGUCAAUGAAAUAAUCGUAAAGAUAAUAGAAAGUAUUUGUUUCGGAAUGA
Messenger RNA from Paramecium sonneborni, 386 nucleotides. Lineage: Eukaryota; Ciliophora; Oligohymenophorea; Peniculida; Parameciidae. The record is from the annotation of a GenBank genome assembly.